AUGAAUAAAGAAGCAUUGCUCUCCGUCACUGAGCGCGACUUCAUCCUCAAUGCGCUGCGCGAGGAUGUGCGACUUGACGGUCGCGGUUUCGACCAGCUGCGUCCGCUGAACGUGUCGUUCGGGGAGGAGUAUGGACAUGUGAAGGUGCAGCUCGGCAAAACCAGCCUUAUUGUUCGUAUCUCUGCUGAAGUCACAAAACCUCACGAUGAUCGUCCGUUUGACGGUCUUUUCACAAUCGCCAUGGAGCUAACUGCCAUGGGCUCUCCCGCUUGGGACAAUGGCCGACAAGGAGACUUUGAAACAUAUGUCACCAAUGUCCUCGACCGUGUCGUUCGCCAUUCCAACGCCCUGGACACCGAGUCCCUCUGUAUCCUCAAGGGUGUCAGCUGCUGGAGCAUCCGCGCGGACGUCCACGUUACAGACUACGAUGGCAAUCUGAUUGAUGCGGCUUGUAUUGGUAUCAUGGCUGGACUGCAGCAUUUCCGCCGUCAAGACGCUGUAGUCAAGGAUGGCCAGGUGAUCGUCUACGGGCUCGAUGAGCGUGUUCCUGUCGCAUUGAACAUCACGCACAAGCCGCUUUCUGUCACUUUCCACACAUUCGAUGAAGGAAAACGGGUCAUCAUUGAUGCAACUCGGAAGGAGGAGCAAGCAGCGGAAGCUGAUGUCGUGAUCGGUAUCAACAAUGCGGGUGAUGUGUGCUUCGUCUCCAAGUUCUCUGGUUCUCCAGUGGAUGCGAUGGUCUUUGUGGAUAAGACCUCUGUUGCUUUGGAAAAGGUCAAGGAGAUCAAUGCAACAAUCGAUAAGGCGUUACAAGCUGAUCUUUCGAAACGAGCGAAGAUCGGUAUGGCCGAGGAGUCGCGGGCGGAAAAUGAUCGGUAA
This is a messenger RNA of Aspergillus tubingensis, 879 nucleotides long. Its product is annotated as exosome non-catalytic core subunit RRP45. The record is from RefSeq and is a predicted model, not a curated record. Gene Ontology annotation, cellular component: nuclear exosome (RNase complex); cytoplasmic exosome (RNase complex). The transcript is spliced from 3 exons. NCBI's taxonomy places the organism in Eukaryota, Fungi, Ascomycota, Eurotiomycetes, Eurotiales, Aspergillaceae. Gene Ontology annotation, biological process: U5 snRNA 3'-end processing; nuclear mRNA surveillance; nuclear polyadenylation-dependent mRNA catabolic process. The coding region runs from base 1 to 879 and encodes 292 amino acids.